AUGGCGAACGUCGCUGCGGCCUUCGCUCUUGUGUCCCAGAAAUUUUGUAUUCAGGAGUUAAAUGCCCUUCAGAAAGAAGCCAUAAUCCAAUUCGUGGAGAAGCAGAGAGGUGUGUUUAUUUAUCUACCUAGUGGAUUUGGAAAAUCCUUAAUAUAUCAAGCGUUGCCAUUGGUUUUCGACGCCAUGCAUCGAGAAGGCCAUAUUGUGGUUGUUGUCUCACCUCUCAUAAAUCUUAGGAAAGAUCAGGUCCAAAAGUUAAAAAAUCUUGGAAUCUCUGCCGUCACCCUCAGUGACAUUGAGGAAGAAGACGUAAAGGCAGUUGAGAAAGGUGUCUUUUCAGUCGUUUAUGGAAGUCCAGAGGGUUUUUUGAAAAUCGUACGAUGUAGGAAAAUGUCAACAAGCGACAUACCACAUGUACAGGGCGAAGUUGUGUGCAAUUGCAGUCGAUGA
Messenger RNA from Porites evermanni, 450 nucleotides. NCBI's taxonomy places the organism in Eukaryota, Metazoa, Cnidaria, Anthozoa, Scleractinia, Poritidae. The record is from the annotation of a GenBank genome assembly.